Molecule: messenger RNA, 573 nt
Organism: Colletotrichum gloeosporioides
Lineage: Eukaryota; Fungi; Ascomycota; Sordariomycetes; Glomerellales; Glomerellaceae
Exons: 2
Coding region: 1-573 (190 amino acids)
Source: RefSeq, a predicted model, not a curated record
AUGAACCACAUCGCCCUGAUAACCAGCCUGGCUCUUGCCAGUGCCUACGCCUCCACAACCGCACCCCCAGCCACGACGUCUGCCCCGUGCCUUCCCCCUGGCGCAAUGUGCGGCGUCCAGGUCCAAUGGAGCGGCGGCGCCUUCGGCGACAAAUACGGCCUCGCAAGCCCGGAACAGUGCCUCGAGUUCUGCAACGCAAAGCGCACCUGGGGCGAGUGCAAAGCCUUCUCCUUCUUCGCCAACGGCAGGUGCCUGAUCCACAACAAACCCGCCUCCGAGGUCGCCCGGCCCCAGGCAGACAGCGGCUACUGGAUCUGGGACAAGGAGUGCUGGGAGUGCGGCGAGCUCGGCCCCAUCGACGAGGUCCCCACGCGGACGACGUCCGCGACGACGGCCGUUGAGAGCUGUCUGUCGCCCACGGCCAAGUGCGAGGUUGAGGCCAGGUUCACGGGCGAGGGAGACGUCAAGAGCUGGGGGAGGUUCGAGAGCGGAGACGGACCCGAGGACGGGCCGGCUGGGUGCCAUGAGCUGUGCACCGAUGCGCGAAUGAUAUAUCUUUUUACUCCUAUUUGA